AGUGUUACAGUAUCGUGCAAGUCGGCAGGCUGUGUGGAUUCACGGUUUACUUGUAGGGAUCAACGGUUUACCACAAACCAUUGCUCAACUGCCUAGUACUGACUACUGAGCUUGAAGUUUUAAGAAGAAUUCAAUUUAGGUACAAUUUUAAUAAAUAGCGUGCAGAAUAUACUGCAAAAUACUGAGUUAUUCUCAAAACUCGUACUAGACAUAGCUACCUAGUUAUGGCUGAAAGGAAUCCAGGCUGUGAUUUGGACCUAGCAUGGGUGGAGAACUCGUACAUCAACUUGCCCAGCGUACAACGUCGCGCUGCUACUCUGACCUCAAGCAGGACUGUCAAGAAACAGUGGCAGGCUGCUUGGCUGCUCAGAGCCAUCACAUGCACUGAUCUUACAACUCUUGGUGGUGAUGACACAGACGGCAAUGUGGUGCGACUAUGCGGUAAAGCUGCCCAGCCCCUGCGUCAUGACAUCUCGGCAUCCCUCGGUGACUGGACAAAGGAACUCACCGUCGCCGCCGUGUGUGUUUACCCCAGUCGUGUGCCUGCAGCUGUGGCUGCUGCUAGGAAAGCUGACAACAAAUAUGGUGUUGCUGCUGUUGCAACGGGAUUCCCUUCGGGUCAGUAUCCGCUAUCUACAAGGCUUGAAGAAAUCAAGUUUGCUGUUGCAAGUGGAGCCACUGAGAUAGAUGUUGUAAUCAACCGGACCUUAGCCCUGCUCAACAAGUGGGAAGAGCUGUACGCCGAAGUGCAAGCCAUGCGGGAGGCGUGUGGCGAUGCCCACAUGAAAGUCAUCUUGGGUGUGGGUGAGCUGGGCUCCCUUACGACCGUCUACCGCGCUUCUCUUGUAUCAAUGAUGGCUGGCGCUGACUUCAUCAAAACCUCCACGGGAAAGGAGGGCGUCAACGCUACACUGCCCAUUGGUCUUGUCAUGUGCCGGGCCAUUCGCAACUACCACGAAAGGACUGGCUUUAGGGUUGGCUUCAAGCCUGCAGGAGGCAUACGCACAGCCAAAGACUCUCUGGCGUGGCUAGUGUUGAUCAAGGAGGAGCUUGGCAACGAGUGGCUCAACAGGGACCUUUUCCGACUUGGUGCUUCGUCUUUACUCACCGACAUAGAACGUCAGCUCUUCCAUCACGUGACUGGCCGCUAUGCUGCUGCUCACGAACUUCCGAUGCCUUGAAUACUUUUACACAUCUGAUAAUGUCUUCACUGCAUUCCAAAAUUACCUAUAAACUGAUAUUCUAGCUAGUCAACAUAUUCUUCAUUCCGGAUUUCAGGUUAUAGAGCAAGACACUGUGGCUACCAUUAUUAAUGCUACCUAAUUUUCGGUGGCUGAAAUGUUCACACUUUCGUAUUUACAUAUUGAACGACUGUGAAAAUCAAUUUACAAAUUUUCUACGUCUUCUGAGAAGUCACAUUGUUACUCACUUUCUUACUAUUCCAGUUUCUGUGCCAUACACUCAUACGUUGUGCUAACUGGUCACGAAAUAACGACUGUUAGCCAUGGAGUAUUGCUAUAUCAAUCAAUAUCGCUUAAAGGCCCGUACGCAACGCUUGGCUUAGUUGUAAGUUUUCUUGAUGUGGGCAAUAUUAUGACGUAGUAGGUAAAUAAUUCAAGUUCAUCUUAACGGCGAGGUCAUGUCGCUGCGUAAGUGCGAACUACGCUGAUUCAGUUUUCACAUUUUAUUCUUUACGGAAAGAUAUAAUUCAUAUCGAAGUUUGAUUGUAUUUUAGUCGUAAUGGAUACUUGUUACAUGGAUAUAUUGUUGAUUGAAACUCGAAGUGCAAUUUGUAAAGAACGAAAUGGCUCUCUUUGCUGUGUUAAUGUUCGAAUGAUGUUAUCAGUCGGGCGUUUAUUGAAAAAAAAAUACAACUCAGUACUCACUGUA
Messenger RNA from Hyalella azteca, 1890 nucleotides. RefSeq names its product deoxyribose-phosphate aldolase (gene Dera). The transcript is spliced from 6 exons. The coding region runs from base 225 to 1181 and encodes 318 amino acids. Gene Ontology annotation, cellular component: cytoplasm. Gene Ontology annotation, biological process: deoxyribonucleotide catabolic process; carbohydrate catabolic process. Gene Ontology annotation, molecular function: deoxyribose-phosphate aldolase activity. The record is from RefSeq and is a predicted model, not a curated record. NCBI's taxonomy places the organism in Eukaryota, Metazoa, Arthropoda, Malacostraca, Amphipoda, Hyalellidae.